GUUACGUAAUCGCGCAUCGGGCAUGUCUGAAAUGGAAAGAAAUACAACAAAAUUCGGUGGUUCAGCGCUUUCACGUUCACGCAGCGCACAAAGCUUGAAAAUGUUGGGUGACAGCGCCACACAGGAUGAUAAAAUGACAAUACUGGCACAAUUAUUUUGGCUGUCUGUUUCUCUCCUGGAGAGCGAUUAUGAACAUGAAUUUCUUUUGGCGGUGCGUUUAUUAACACGUGUGCUGCAUCGCUUGCCUCUUGAUCGUCCUGAUGCUCGUGAUAAAGUUGAAAAGUUGCAACAGCAACUCAAAUGGGCGGGAUAUCCAGGAGUUCACGCGCUUUUAUUGAAGGGCUGCACUCACACUUCAACGUAUGAACCCACCAUUACACUGCUUUCACAAUUCGCUCCGAUGCUCAACUUGCCUGUUUGUGAUCCUACACAGAGCUGCGCAUUCCCAAUGAAUGUCAUCUCUUUGCUACCAUACAUGCUGCUGCACUACGAGGAUGCAAAUGAGAUUUGUAUACGCAGUGCGGAGAAUAUUGCACAGGUGUCAUCAGAAUUGGGCGCCAAGUUGGAAAAUCUUGGCACUGUGAUGACACUCUACAGCCGAAAGACAUUUUGCAAGGAGUCUUUCCAGUGGACUAAAUGUGUAGUGAAAUAUCUUCAUGAUACCUACGCACAUAUGGGACUGCAUAUGUUAGCCUUCCUGAUUGAGGUGCUGGAGAAGGGUCCACAACAAAUACAGGUGCCCGUUUUGAAUGUGAUACAUUGUAUGCUGCACUAUGUGGAUUUAUCCGCACCACAAGCACAGACGAUUAAUAGUGAUUUGUUGCGCGCUAUCGGCAAAUAUUUGGAUACGGUCAAUUGGAAGGAUGCAUUGAAGAUACUCAAAUUAAUUGUCACGCGUAGCUCGUCGCUUCAAGUGGUGCCGCCAAGUGAAGGUUGUAGCGCCGGUUUAUCGUUCUCCUUCUAUGGCACAUAUCCGGAUUCGGAUAUGUUCUGUAAAAAGGAACUUGCUGGUCGCACAAUGGAGUUCACCUUCGACGUCUCGCAGACACCACUCAUCGGACGUCGCAUUCUGCUAAAGACCGAUGAUAAUCCCACUAUAAUUGGCGGCACAAAUUCAUCGAAUGCCUCAACGAACACCACAGUGACAACCGCCAGCAGCGCAACAGUUUUAAAUAACGUUGUGGGGAGUGUGGCUUCUGCUGUUGGCGCCCAAUCUCGUAACGCUGGUGGUAUGGGUGGCACAGAUCAGGGUAAUUAUAAUACUACAUCCGCUGGGACGCACUUGCAGCAUAAUAACAACGGCGUCAUUGGCACUCCGAAUUCACCACGGCGAAGCGCAAGCCUAUCACCAGCCGACUCGGCUUCACUCAGUGGCUGGAAGCGUCCAUGGAUGUCCCAGGGAAGAGUGCGCGAGUGUCUGGUGAAUUUGUUGACCACCUGUGGUCAGCGUGUAGGAUUACCGAAAUCUCCAUCGGUGAUUUUCAGCCAAUCAUCCGAUCUUAUGGAACGCCAAUCUUCCGCUGCAUCUUCUACGGAAGAGACCUCUGGUCCGCAGGGUGAUCUGAGUAGUGGCUCGCGCCGUGAUGAUGGCCAGCCUGAUUUUACCGUCUUCAAAGACUUUGAUUUUCUUGAAUACGAGGAUAGCAUUGCCGGCGAGUCGACAGACAACUUCAAUUGGGGCGUAAGACGUCAUCAGCUAUUCGAAGGUGAGGAAGAGCGCUUGACCUGUGGCAGCGGUAUCGGCGGUGGUUCGAUCAAAGGUGGUCAUUCAUCUGCGCUCGAGGACAGCUUCAGUGAGAAGACACCUAUAUUAAGCAAAAGACGUCGACAAACUGCAGACGAUUCAUCUGACGAGGAUGGCGAAUCGGAAUCGCCUAUUGACGAAGACCAUCGCCAGGCGUUCAUGAAGUCGGCGUACAACGUGGGUCCUCCCACCUCCCUAAGCCUACGUGAACGGCGUCGUCGUAACUCUGUUUCUCGCAGCGAUACAAGUGGUUCCAGUGCAGGCGACUUGGGUGACAUAACACCGUGUAAUGCGUCGCCUCAUUUGCCAGGUAUUAUACGCUUCGGUGCACCCAUACGCGAUGAAGCUGAGGAGAACUGGCGCAAGCAGCUACAGUCGAUGUUGAUCAAUCAGCCCUCGGCGCAUACAUCUGAGCUUCUAAUGCAGCUUUAUCGACUUAUAAAAGAGCUGACUUUCAAGACGAUUAGCAUAUCAAAGGAGGCAAAGAAAUUCUUCACCGGCAUUGGUUCGCAACUAGGCAAUCGCAUAUCGCUAUUCACUGAUCUACUUAGCUCGCGCGCUGAUCCACCACGCGUAUGGUGUAGUGAUACGCAGACAACUACACCCCGGCUAUUUGAAACACUGCGAUUUAAUGUGUUAGAAGUGCAGGAGCACUUGGAGACUUUCUUCGACCGCAAGGAUCAAGUGUUGGAGUGCCUCGACGCUGUUAAAACGUCAUGCAAAUUGUCACUCUUCAAUGAAGCGGAUGUGGCUGCAUCUAGUAUGGAGUUGACAAGUAGCACCAAUAUUGGUUACAUGACCUUCGACCCGGCCUCCUCCGAAGUGGUACUAGAUCUGGGUCGCGCAUUAUAUAAAUUGAUGUUUCAAUUACUGCUUCUAAUCGAGUCAAACCACAAAAUAUCCUCCAAUGUUGUUAAUCAUUUCAGAAUCAACGAAAAGAUGCACGACAUAUCCGAUUUAUAUGCAUUAGUGCGCGACGCCUUGGUACGCAGCGUCAGUGAGGCGGAGCUCGAAUGUUUCGAGGCAGCAUCGACAUCCACCGAAGGCGAACACACUCCCACUCCUUCGCCAGGCAUACCCAUGACUAGCGAGGAAUUCGAAGUAACACUACAAGAACUUAUCGAGGGGCAAAAAUGGUCGGCUGCCAUAAUGCAUGUGCGCCAAUACAAACGCAUUUCGCAAAUGACUGCGUCCAACCCAAACUUAACCAUUUUUAGCUACAACAAUUUGGAUAGUCGUUUAAAGUUCGAUGAAAUGCCCAUUAUACUGAAUGCUUAUGCACAAAGCAUAAUGAAAGAUCGUACAGAGGCAUUUAUCGUUUCAAAAUACGAUUCUGAGCUAUUCGAGGUUUAUGCAAUACUAUCGGAGAACUUGUACCAUGUAUCCAGCGCACUCACAACCAUGGAAAUCAAUAUGAAAAGUUACUCGGGUAGUGCAGCUGCUGCGGCAGCUGCCAUCGCGGCGACCAGAGGAGAAAGCAGCGAUGCUGUUACGAAUCUUUGAGAACCUUCCUAUCGAAAAUUUUCAUUUAUGUAGUAUUAAUACAAUUCAUUGUAAAAACAUUUAAAACGAAAUCAAUUAAAUAUGCAUAUUAAAUGUAAGUAGUUGUCCCACUCAAGAGCAAACUAACGUGACACCGUCGAUGUGAAUCAAUCUGGAAGUUUUUAGCGUUAAUAGGUAUGAACAAGUGAAUGCAAUAGGGGUAUUCACGAUCCGGUGCAUACUGUCUAACAUGGUGCAUAUAUAGCAUAAAAAGCAUGAUUGUUGUUAUUCAAUAGGGGUAUUCUCCAAAGCUUG
Molecule: messenger RNA, 3541 nt
Organism: Rhagoletis pomonella (apple maggot)
Lineage: Eukaryota; Metazoa; Arthropoda; Insecta; Diptera; Tephritidae
Product: protein furry-like
Exons: 8
Coding region: 23-3247 (1074 amino acids)
Biological process (GO): cell morphogenesis; neuron projection development
Cellular component (GO): cell cortex; site of polarized growth
Source: RefSeq, a predicted model, not a curated record